AGUGCCUUCCUCCUCCAGAUCAAGGCUCAGCUGGAGUCCAGGCUGGCCAGACAAAAAGGGCAAGACGCCUCGCCUCGCCUUCUGGUGGACUUCUUCUGGAGGCAAGAUGCGGAGGCUCCGCCGGAGAAGCCUAGUCUCUGGACCACUGCAGCCCCCCUCCUUCUUCCCCUUGCUCUUCCUCCUCUACUGCCUCUGCAAGGGACAAUGCAGCUCAGGUUUUCCUCAACCUUUUGCUGGCUACCUAAGCGAAUCAGACAUUCCUAAAAAUGAGAGACUGGCCCUGUGUUUCAGUCAGUGGAUAGAACUGUCUGACCAACCUCAGGUCUCCAGUUCUGUUAUGGAUCUAUGUAACUCCAUGUUUGAUAGCCUGCAGAUCGAUGAGGAAAAUAAUCAGGAAAUAUAUAAAAGGUUUCUAUUUCACUACUCCAGAGCUCAAGACCCAACUUAUCCACUUAAAGCUGGGGAAUCACAGGUUGCUGCUGCAGAAUUUACAAAGAAGGAUGGUUUGGAUGCCUUGGGACGACCCUUUUUUCUUUUUCGGCCUAGGAAUGGAAGGACUGUGGAUAAUGGAGGUGAAUAGACUAAGCAAAAGACUCCAGUGGAACCUGAAAUCCUUGGCUUGGCCUCUAUGCUGCAUCACUUUAUACCACAAAAACAGAUGUUGGAUUAUGACUAGUCCCUUGUUUUAAGAGACGUGCUUCUCUACUAUAUGAAGUCAUAUAUAAUAA
This is a messenger RNA of Sceloporus undulatus (fence lizard), 728 nucleotides long. RefSeq names its product neuromedin S (gene NMS). Bases 107 to 580 code for a protein of 157 amino acids. The transcript is spliced from 10 exons. NCBI's taxonomy places the organism in Eukaryota, Metazoa, Chordata, Lepidosauria, Squamata, Phrynosomatidae. The record is from RefSeq and is a predicted model, not a curated record.